Cordyceps fumosorosea ARSEF 2679 is the source of this 2331-nucleotide messenger RNA. Its product is annotated as Choline transporter-like protein. Gene Ontology annotation, molecular function: transmembrane transporter activity. The record is from RefSeq and is a predicted model, not a curated record. The coding region runs from base 1 to 2331 and encodes 776 amino acids. Gene Ontology annotation, cellular component: plasma membrane. The transcript has 2 exons. NCBI's taxonomy places the organism in Eukaryota, Fungi, Ascomycota, Sordariomycetes, Hypocreales, Cordycipitaceae. Gene Ontology annotation, biological process: transmembrane transport.
AUGUUUUCCGAAUACGCUUCCAGAUUCCUCGCCCAGUCCCAGUCUCGCAUAUCCAACUUUGCCGGCCAAACUGACCACGACGACGCGAACCAACACAACGCCUCCGACUGGCCCUCAUCAAGGCCUGGUCGACAUCGCACCAGCGCUGCGGGCACGCGAUCUUUCCUCUCCCGUGGCUACGGUGGCGGCACUGGUAACCCGUAUCAACAAAACGGCACCGGCUCACGCUUCGGCAAUAUCGCCUUUGCCGCCUCCCGCAUAUCCGCCGCCCACGACGCACCGCUCUUCCACGGCACCCUCGACGAGUUCCGUGAAGAGGAUGAUGAGGCCGAGCGCGACCGUGAAGCCGCUGAUCUCUUCGCUCUCCAGCGUUCUCGCCGUGUCGCUGCUGCCAGCAAGCUCGCCGAGAGCACCGAGUCCGAAGGCCACAGCAGGGGGUCGCUCGACGAGAGUGCCGGCCUCGACGAUGAUGAUGACCCGUAUCGCGGCCGCACGGCGGGACGAGGCGGCCGGGGCAUCAAGAGCAGCUGGAACGGCACGCGGAGUGGCUUCCGACACAACGUAGCGCACGAUACGCUCCACGAAGAGGCCGAAGAGGUCACCGCGGACGCGACGUCACAGGGUCGUGGAGGCAAAUCCGCCAUGGUAGAUGUAGGCCUAGAAUCCCAAGACGACGAUGACGGCGACGAUGAACCACCGGAGUCGCUCCUAGGCGACACCCACACCGACUCAAGCCCUCCGCCCUUUCAACGUUUCAAACAGCCGUCCGCUGAACAGACACCAUUUUUACGACGCUCCUCCACAGACCGAUCUGAGCUGAACAGCCUACAACGAGACGAUCCUAUGCAGGGGCAGCCCAUGGAAGUUGGAACCGGCUUCAUUGACGGCGAAACCUUCCGUCACGACCCCUUCUUCGCUUGGAUAUUCCUCAUCAGCUUCGCCGCCAUGCUUUCCACCUUUGUGCUCGUGUGGCUGCACACGUCCCCACGGAGCGGCCCUGUCGGCGACACCAUCUACGCGACGCUGCAGCGCUCGUUCCACAUGCUCGCCGUCGACACCAUCGUCGCCGUCUUCGUCUCCCUGGUGUGGCUCGCCGCGCUACGCUCAUUUGCACGACCGCUCGUCAGCGUCAUCCUCGUCGCCGUGCCCGUCAUCAUGUUCUCCUUCUCGCUCUACGCCUUCAUCUCCUCCUUCAAGGGCCGCACGCGCGGCGCCAGCGUGCAGGACGCCGUGAUGCGCUGGCUCGCGCUCAUCCCCGGCGCCGCCUGCCUGCUCUGGCUCUGGGUCGUCGGCAAGAGUCGGCGGGCAAUCCGCCAGGCCGUCGAGAUUCUGCAGUUCUCCUCGCGCAUCCUCGCGCAGAACCCGGCGCUGCUCGUCAUGGGCUUCGCGUGCCUCGCGCUCAUUGUCGUCUGGACCUGGGCCUGGCUCGUCAUGUUCACGCGCGUCUUCAUGGGCGGCUACUUUUCCAAGUCGCUGGUCCGCUUCGUCAUCCAGCUGUCCAGCUGGUGGCUCGGCGCCGCCUUUGUCUUCAUGUACAUGUGGACCAUGGCUGUCAUUAACGCCGUGCACCGCGCCACCACGGCCGCCACCGUCUCGCAAUGGUACUUUCACCGCAAUGCGGCCGCCGGCGGCGCCGCGGCGCCUUCAUCCCGGGACGUGGUGCUGGCCGCUCUCGGCCACGCCGUGACCACCAUCUUCGGCAGCGUGUGCCAAUCCACCCUCCUAUCACUGCUCGUCCGCGCGCCCCUGCUCUUCCUGCCGCGCCGCAUCGGCGCCGUCGUCGCCAACGUCGCCGCCUUUUGGAUCCCCACGCCCGUCGUCGCCCUCACCAAUCCUCUCACCGUCACCUACGCCGCCAUCCACUCACAGGGCCUGGCGACGGCUGCUCGCGGUCUCGAUCAGAUGGAGCUCGUCACCCCGGCCAUGCCCACGACGACGCUCACCCCCCGCGCUCUGCCCCGCGGUGGCGCCGGGCUCCUGCCGUACCGCCUCGCCAAACUGCUUCUCGUCGCCACGCGACUGCUGAUGGCCACGGCGCUCGGCUUCGGCGGCUGGGUGGUCACGGCCAAGCAGCUGCGGCUGACACUGCCCGACGGCGUCGGCGUCCGCGGCUCCGCGUACGCCUACGUGGUCGGCCUCAUGGCCGGCUUCAUCGGCUACUCGGUCAUGGGCGCCAUGGAGGGCGUCCUCAGCGGCAUCGUCGACGCGGUGCUCGUCUGCUACGGCAGCGAGCGCCGCAUGGAGAUGGGCCACGGCCGCUUCUGCCUCGAGGCGGCGUACCUCUUUGGGGAGCGUCGCGCGGGGGGUCUGGGCGAUGACGACCGCGUGUAA